This is a messenger RNA of Aspergillus aculeatus ATCC 16872, 1694 nucleotides long. RefSeq names its product mannosyltransferase complex subunit MNN9. Gene Ontology annotation, biological process: cell wall mannoprotein biosynthetic process; protein N-linked glycosylation. Lineage: Eukaryota; Fungi; Ascomycota; Eurotiomycetes; Eurotiales; Aspergillaceae. Bases 388 to 1530 code for a protein of 380 amino acids. The record is from RefSeq and is a predicted model, not a curated record. Gene Ontology annotation, molecular function: alpha-1,6-mannosyltransferase activity. Gene Ontology annotation, cellular component: mannan polymerase complex. The transcript has 2 exons.
AUCAUCGCAUCUUCACCUUCUCUUUUCCUCCUUCCCUUCAAACUCCCCAACUCCACCUGUCUCUCUCCUCCACUCACUCUCUACAGUAUGUUUGGGGCACGGUUGGUGAUUUCUUUUCGUCCUCUUGCUGGCUAAAUCUCCGCUGCCAAUUCGUACCGCACCUACUCCCUGUCCGGGCCCAGACUAAGCCACCGAAUCCCCCGAAUCCUGUUCGUCAACCCAGCUCCGAAUCGACCGACCGCUGCAAAACCACCUUGAUCGCUUGCUUUGCUUCCCUCCACUCCCUCAGAUACGAGAAAGGAACGACAAUCCUCCUGCACCUCCCAUCGCAAAUUAAUCUUUCUUGCAGUUGAGCCGGGCUUGGCUACGAUGGCCGCGGCACGCCACAUGCGUCGCACUAGUCCCAUCACCUUGCUACUGGCGGCUUUGCUAGCCUUCGGCUUCCUGUGCUUCUUGCUCUCCCCAUCCCCUUCCGCCGCCGCUGCGGCCGCCGGUGGUAACGCACCCCCCGACCUCGACCCCUCACAACUCCGCCGCGAAGACGCGGCCGAGCACCCACUGUCACCACCGACGAAACCCUUCCUCAAAUCCCAAGCUGUCCGCGAGGAUGGCCACGCCGCGGCGCCGCCGGUGGAACACUACAACCUGAACGCGCUGACGAGCACCAGCGACGCAGCACGGAAAGGCGAGCGGGUGCUCAUCCUGACGCCGCUGGCGCGGUUCUACCAGGAAUACUGGGACAACGUGGUGGCGCUGAGCUACCCGCACGAGCUGAUUUCUGUCGGGUUCAUCGUGCCCAAGACCAAGGACGGCAACGCGGCGGUCGCAGCGCUGGAGCACGCGAUCAGCGUCACCCAGAACGGGCCGGUGGCCGACCGGUUCGCCAGCGUCAGUAUCUUGCGGCAGGACUUCGAGCCGCCGCUGCAGUCGCAGGACGAGAAGGAGCGGCACAAGCUGGAGAACCAGAAGGCGCGCCGCGAGUCGAUGAGCCUGGCGCGCAACAGCCUGCUGUUCACGACGCUGGGUCCCGCCACCUCGUGGGUGCUGUGGCUGGACUCGGACAUCAUCGAGACGCCCCCCACGCUCAUCCAGGAUCUGACGGGCCACGACCGCCCCGUCAUCGUGCCGAACUGCUUCCAGCGCUACUACAACAAGGACGCCAAGAAGAUGGACGUCCGGCCGUACGACUUCAACUCGUGGAUCGAUAGCUCCACGGCGCAGCAGUUGGCGGACACGAUGGGGCCCGACGAGAUCCUGCUCGAGGGCUACGCGGAGCUGCCCACCUACCGCAGUCUCAUGGCCUACAUGGCCAACAAGGACUACCCGCAACCGGGGCGGGAGAUCCGACUGGAUGGCGUGGGCGGUACCGCGCUGAUGGUCAAGGCGGACGUGCACCGCGACGGGGCGAUGUUCCCGGCGUUCCCGUUCUAUCACUUGGUGGAGACGGAGGGAUUUGCCAAGAUGGCGAAGCGGCUGGGGUACGAGGUGUUUGGGUUGCCGGAUUACUUUGUAUACCACUACAACGAGUGAUGCACCACCGACAUGUGGAUGGAUGCGCUGUGCGCUUGUGCGUUAAUCAAUCGGCGUUGGGUGGCGUGUGGCCAGAGGUUUGAUUUCAUGUUCGUAUCUGUACUUAUACCUAUAGAGCCCCCCAAAAAUAAAAAAAGAAAGAUGAACAAUAAUCCAGAUUUCUC